Messenger RNA from Myxocyprinus asiaticus (Chinese sucker), 2404 nucleotides. RefSeq names its product sarcoglycan, gamma (gene sgcg). NCBI's taxonomy places the organism in Eukaryota, Metazoa, Chordata, Actinopteri, Cypriniformes, Catostomidae. Gene Ontology annotation, biological process: heart contraction; cardiac muscle tissue development. Gene Ontology annotation, cellular component: sarcolemma; sarcoglycan complex. The coding region runs from base 332 to 1210 and encodes 292 amino acids. The record is from RefSeq and is a predicted model, not a curated record. The transcript is spliced from 8 exons.
ACAAAACAACCAGCUACUGCUGUUAGUGUGUGUCUUGCUUACGAAUCCUUUCUCAUGUGAUCGUUGAAGUUUUGGAUUUGUGUAAUGCAAGGAGAGUGCUUUAGAAACCAGUGACGGGUAUGUGAGAUCAAGGGAGGAAGUUUGGGGGUGUCCAUGUGGGGAUAAUUUGAGACUGAUCUAGAAUCAGAUUUAUGGAAGGCAGCUGUUGCGGGUUUGACAGACAGACGGGUCGGAAGACUACAGUACUGCUGCGGAACAGAAGCGGAUUUGAGCCACUGCUGCCUGCAGAAGAGCAUAGAAGAGUGUGACAGAGCACACUGAAACAGCAAGGAUGGUGCGUGAACAGUACCUCACCACUACCGAUGAUUCAGGGGUCCUGGCACCAGUUACUGAGUACAUCUACAUGAUCGGCAUAUAUGGCUGGAGGAAACGCUGCCUCUAUCUGUUUGUUCUGCUUCUCCUCAUCAUUCUGGUAGUGAACUUUGCCCUUACGAUCUGGAUCCUGCGAGUUAUGUGGUUCAAUUCGGAUGGCAUGGGAUACCUGCAGGUCAAUACAGAUGGACUGAGACUGGAGGGAGAAUCCGACUUCCUCUUCCCUGUUUAUGCCCAGGAAAUUAACUCCAGAGAGGAUUCAGCUCUUCUGGUGCACUCCUCUGAAAAUGUCACUCUCAAUGCUCGCAAUGCCAAUGGUGAUGUCACAGGAAGUGUGUCUGUAGGUCCAGGCCAGGCUAGGGGUUUUGGUAAACACUUCAACAUCAGUUCAAACCAUGAUGAAAAUUUAUUUUAUGCAGAUGAAAAUGGAGCCGUUGUUGGAAAAGGAAAGCUCCGUGUAACAGGUCCAGAAGGAGCUCUCUUUGAACAUUCUGUCAGGACUCCUCUGGUCAAAGCAGUACUGAAUAAAGACCUCAGACUGGAGUGUCCAACACGCUCUCUCAGCAUGGAUGCCCCGAAAGGAGUUCAUGUCAAAGCCUUGGCUGGGAAUGCUGAUGUGACAGCACACUUUGACAUUCGGCUACAUUCAACUGCAGGACUGUUGAUUUUAGAUGCUGAAUCUGUCCGUCUGCCCACGUUACCUGUGGGUGAAGCCAGAACUUCAGGUGACUCGCAGGGAUUGUACGACAUGUUUGAGGUGUGUGUUUGCCCCAGCGGUAAGCUCUUCCUCUCCAAAGCUGGAGUCUCCUCUACAUGUAGUGAGCAACAGGACUGCUGAAUACGUUUCUGUCUGUAACACCUAUACAAAAAUGAAAUCUGCCAUAGCAACAAGGGCUUCUGUCCGAUAUCUCCCUUGAUGGAGGGUCUCUGGUCAUAUAUAUAUAUAUAUAUAUAUAUAUAUAUAUAUAUAUAUAUAUAUAUAUAAAAACACCACAGUAACUCAGUAACAUGUUACUUGUUAACAUGUUACUGAGUAUAUUUGUUAUUUGACAGGGAAGUUGACAUUUACAGUAUACAGUCUGCAGUUUAUAUUGUAUAUGGCACAAAGUGAUUGAGGAAGUUUUUUCUUUGUAGUAAAAUUUUUUCAAAAUGAGGCUGGGCAAUAAAGGGGCUGUUCCACAGCUUUCAUCCUAUGCAAUAUAAUUUUGAGGUGCAAUAACCAAAUUGUAUGUAUUGAAUAUGAACUAGUUUUUGUUUAGGAAACACAGAACAGUAACUACAGUCAUUUUUAUGUGAAAUCAAAAAUUUGUCAUAACUGCUGGUGUUUUGCAACGCAAGACUGUUCUGUAUGAAAAAAGUCAGCAUAAUCAAUGUUGCUUGGAUAAAUAAACAUACAUGCCAACUUUUCAAAAUGGAUUAUUGUUGUAAUUACAUUAAUAUGAUUGUGUUUUGUUCUGUUUGAAGAAAUAAAUGUUCUCUUGAAUUUUAAACUUUUUGGGUUUAAUAUCACAUUUGCUACUCCAUCUUUUUUUUUUUAGUUAUCAAGACUGAUAAGCAAUCUCUAUGGCAGCUUUAAACAUUAGGGUUUUGUGUUCCUUUGUGCUGAACUGUAUUUGUGUAUGUGAAAAUGCUUAGAGUGGUUAUGUUUUUAUAUACAUUGGCAGCGGUCAUUCAGUUUAUACAUCAGUUGUAUAUCUUAUAUUUUGAUUGAUGUAUAUUUUGUUUGAACAGGAGAAUUGUGUCAUAUAUUUUGGUUUAUCUAAAUGUAAAUUAGAUUUGCCAUAUAUUGAUAUUUGAAUUAUAGUUUACCUAUCAAACAUGCAUGGAAAAGUAUUUUUCCCACAUCCCAAUUCAGAUAAUCUGACAUGAGCUGUUCUUUUAAGGCUGCUAAAGAAAUAAUUAAAUCUGUUUUGUGUGUUCAAUAAAUGUAUAAUGUAAAAAGUGUUUUACCUGUUACUAUGACUUACAUGAACAUUAGUUUAAAUUAAUUUAAAGUAAUGCAAGACCACAGCUAAUAAAAGCAAUAGCUCAC